AUGAACAACUUAAACGCCAACAACAUUCAAUUCACCAUCAGACAAUCAAUCGCUUUCGCUAAGAACUGGGCACCAACCGCUGUCGUUUGGGGUGCAACUGGUACCAUGGCACUUCUCUACACAGUUCAACCACGUGUUAUCUUCAAGCACUUGCCAAUCGUCGGUGACAACUACUUGACCGCCAAGGAUUUGCAAGCUAAGCCAACUGAAGAAUAA
Messenger RNA from Heterostelium album PN500, 216 nucleotides. RefSeq lists its product as uncharacterized. Gene Ontology annotation, biological process: mitochondrial electron transport, ubiquinol to cytochrome c. Lineage: Eukaryota; Evosea; Eumycetozoa; Acytosteliales; Acytosteliaceae. The coding region runs from base 1 to 216 and encodes 71 amino acids. The record is from RefSeq and is a predicted model, not a curated record. The transcript has a single exon.